Messenger RNA from Frankliniella occidentalis (western flower thrips), 3703 nucleotides. Its product is annotated as ras-related protein Rac1. Gene Ontology annotation, cellular component: cell cortex; cell projection; cytoplasmic vesicle. The transcript has 6 exons. The record is from RefSeq and is a predicted model, not a curated record. Gene Ontology annotation, biological process: motor neuron axon guidance; regulation of cell shape; establishment or maintenance of cell polarity. Bases 294 to 872 code for a protein of 192 amino acids. Gene Ontology annotation, molecular function: GTPase activity; GTP binding; protein kinase binding. Lineage: Eukaryota; Metazoa; Arthropoda; Insecta; Thysanoptera; Thripidae.
AACCGUACUCAGACAGUGGCAGCCCUGCUCGACGUCAGCCCUGUGGAGGAUACCGUGUGGAUACUCAAUUAAAGUAAAUUGCUUACGGUUCGAAAAGAAUUGUUGUUCGGAGUGGUAUCAACAGUCACCGGGGUUCGCGCAAUACCGGGAAACGCCCUUUUACUCUCGUUUGUUGUGUAGCGUCUGCAAAAACAGAUUGAAGGUUGGGCCGCCAUCCCAAAAAUCCUUUUCUCGAGUUACGGCUCUCCGCCCUGUACGCCGAUAUUUCAAGUUAUUGAGGAUUUUGCUCCAAAAUGCAAGCCAUCAAGUGUGUUGUCGUGGGUGACGGUGCCGUCGGUAAAACUUGUCUGCUCAUCAGUUACACUACCAAUGCAUUCCCAGGAGAAUAUAUUCCCACUGUAUUUGACAACUACUCUGCAAAUGUUAUGGUUGAUGGCAAACCUAUUAAUUUAGGCCUAUGGGAUACAGCUGGUCAAGAAGAUUAUGAUCGUCUCCGGCCUCUAUCUUAUCCACAAACAGAUGUUUUCCUUAUAUGCUUUUCUCUGGUAAAUCCAGCAUCAUUCGAGAACGUCAGGGCAAAGUGGUAUCCAGAAGUGCGUCAUCACUGUCCUACAACACCAAUUAUUCUGGUUGGUACAAAGUUGGAUCUUCGAGAUGACAAAGACACCAAUGAAAAGCUGAAAGAAAAGAAGUUGGCACCCAUCACCUACCCACAGGGCUUGUCAAUGGCCAAAGAUAUUGGAGCCGUGAAAUAUUUGGAAUGCAGCGCUUUAACCCAAAAAGGAUUGAAGACUGUUUUUGAUGAGGCUAUUCGUGCAGUCCUUUGUCCUGUCGUGCCUAUCAAGCGCAAAAAGCAAUGUGUUUUGCUGUAGAGCCUGGGAAGAAUUCUUUGUUUUGUAGGAAAUGGUUUAUUUUUACCAUAGAGAGAAGACUUAAUUUGAUUUAUAUAUUGGAAAGAGAAUCGGAAUAUUGUGAAAUGUCUCUUCGGUGCACAUUAGGAAAUCUUAUCCUCUUCUUUGUAACACAUAAUUUUGUCUGACUGUGAUUCUUAGAAAUCAUUUGGGUCAGAAUUGGCAAGCAUGUUUUCCUGCAAGUUAAUUGCUGGAAUAGCAAUACUGAUCCAUAUUAAAUUUAUGAAAUUCAUUCUGUCCGAAAGAUUAAUUAACAUUAUUUUUUAACUUUGAGGGAACAAAGGAGCACUUUUCAAUUUUUUAACAGUUCAUUGGGCCUAUGAGGGAGGGGUUGGGGGGAUAAAGGAAUUGAAAUAUCCUGUUACUUCUGUGGAAUGUUUGUGUUAAUCAUAUCUAUUAGCAAUCAGUGAGUAGGUGUGGGUGUGUAAAUGCUUAUGAAUGGUUAUUCAUCUGCAUACUCGCUGUCACUGUUGCCAGUAACUCUUGCACAUCAUCUUGUGCAUGUUUCAACCUCUUGUGAUAGCACAAGGAAAACUAACAAACUAUAGAACACCUAAAGUACUGGUUUGGGUGCAUCACUUAACUAGCCUCUUGAUCUAAUAGCUGUUUAUUACUAAUUUUACUAAAACAACAAAACUGUAGCACAUUUUGGUUAAAACUUUGAUGUAUUUACAACUUAGAUCAACUUUUUAUUGAAGGUUGAAAAUUGUUGUUUUUCUUCUCUUUUUUUUCUAAAUUUAUCUAUGGACUUAAAUUGUCACUGCCAUUUUAUCCUAAAAUACUUGUUCUUUCACUAUGAAGUCUCUAGAUUAUUCUGUAGGCUGCUGAGAUGUCUGUUUCUUAUGAACAUAUCAGGAGUUUCAAAUGUUACUGCAUUUAAUCCUUUAACACUUAUUCUACUUAUGCCUACAAUUGGCUCCCCAACCAAUUUUGUGAAAUGUUGCUAUAGAGAACUAAAGCAGACUGAGUCAGGGAGAAAUAUUUCUUCAACUAUUUAAUUGAGAGUAGUUUUGUGGUGACCCUUAACGUUUGUCGCACAAAGUAAUGCACCAGACAGUUACCAAAUUUUAAAGAACAACUUGUAUUUUUUUUUAGUUAGGAUUUAAUAUUUCUCAAUUUUUUGUAUAUUUCAUACCCACAUCUGCCACUUUCUUGUUUUUUCUUUCUAUGCCAGCUUUCCUUGGAUGUCAAGUGUAAGUAGAAGACUUUAGUGUCUUCUUUCUAGGAUUAAGUUAGAAUUAUGAACCAAUUGCUAAGUAUUCUGGGCUGCAUGUAAGGGCGCUAAACCUUCACUGGCCCAAAGUUUUGAAAUUCCCUUACAUUUUUGAGGCCAUGAUUAAAAUUAUUUUGCUAUUCUCAUUGAAGAGUAACUCAGAAAUCAAAAACCUAUUUCACCAAGUUUUCAAAUCAAUUAAAAACUUUAAUUGUGUAUGUAGUUGUCUAACAGAACGGAUAACCUGAUCGUGUGUACUUCACUUGUGGCAAUUGUAUUCCAUAUAUUCCCUUCAGUAACUGUGCUUCCUCCCAAUGGUGUACUAAUUUAAACUUACUUAGAGCUCAUAGCUUUUUUUUUCUUAUUUUGUAAAUUAUGAUUCCGAAUUGUGAAUUUUUGGGGUGGGUAUUAAACUUGUCUAGAGAACAUUACAAUGCAAAAUUUGUUUUUGAUGUGUCCUUUGUUCUGUUUGGUUCAGGGCUUUCUACAGCUGAUUGGUGAUAUUGAGCCCAAUGGUAAGAUAAUUUUUUAUAGGGUUGUUUGUUUGCAUAAUUGUUGUAGAGAGAUUUAUUUUAUUUUAAAAUAUAUAUACAAUAUGUUACUCUUCUGUUUGAUCAUUUGAAGUUACUGGUAUGCAUUAGUAAAAGCUCAGAUGUGUUUGAGAAAAGCAAUUGUUUCCACUCAGUUUGCAUCAAACUUAUUGAGCGAUUUUGUUUUUCAUGGUGGGGUUAAAUUGUUGCAGCUUUCCUCCAGACUUCUUUGGCACAGCUUAGGUUUUAGAUUGGUAUCCCUAAUACCCACAUUUUGACAUCCCAUAUGUAUUGUCUUCUGAAUUAAUUUUUUUUCCUCCUAAAUUUACAUAUUGUGACUCUUAGGGUAGUAGGUCUUCAAUAUUUCUGUACUGUCCCUGCCCCUCUUAUUUCAUCCUACAUUAGCCUGUUUGGGGUGCCUGCACCUUGCACCUUGUCUGGUGGGAUAGAGGCAUAACUUGAUGAGUUCCAGAUCAUUAAAUCAGUGCGUGGAUGCUGAAACAUGUGUUCAAUUUUUUAAUAAUUACCUUACUUGGUUAAACAUAAUGGCUUAAUAAAUUAAUUAAUUUGCUUGAAAACACUUGUGUAAUGAUAGUCAUGCGGACAGUUUGUUCGGUUUUGUUACAGAAUGCAAUAGACUUGCUCAUCAGAGAAAAUUGACCCUUAACAGGUAGUUUCUUAAUAUUGAGUUCUGUGUAAAGCUUGUUUUGUAUAGGCCAAGUGAUAAUGCCUCUGACUAAGUUGUGUAGCUAUGUGAGUAAAAUCCUUUCAUGACUAGAUGAGGCAACCCAAUUGUUUCAUUGUUGAACAGUGAUAUUUAAUAUAGUUUUAACAUGAUUUAUUGCUUGUUUAAGAAAUACAUUAAGAUUUUUAAUGAACCAUUGUAAAGCUAUCUUCAUGUGUUGCUGUUGUGGUGAUGUGUGACUAGGCUUAAUUUUACUGUAGCCUCAAUCGUUCUUUUAUGUUCACUAAACGUUGUCGUGCUUGUACAUAAUUCUUCCCAUAUUUUCUGUAAAAAAAAGGAUUAGAUAAAUUUAUAUUAAUCGUAA